CUUCCAAUUUUAUGCUAGAUUUUCCGAAAGGGUGAGGUUGGGCUUCUGUUUCAUUGUCUGUAUCUGGGUGCAAAUAAAUGGGUUCCUCGAAGAAGCGUCGAAGAAAGGGUUUGGGGUUGAAUCGGAGAGAAAAAGAGUGAAAGAAAGUUGGACUCACCUGAAAUUGAUUGAGAGAGAGAGAGAGAGAAAAAGAGAGAUUGUCAUUGCAGCAGCCCUGAAUGGUGUUGGCUGCCGAAUUGCUGGGCUCCGUUGCUGUUGCUGUUGUUGUUGCUGCUGCUUUGCAUUUGGAGUUCAUGUGACGGAUUUGAAUCUGGUUUUGGUUGUAUCUGUGUUUCUAUGCUAGAUCGCCACCUUGGUAUAGAUCCAGCCAACGAGGUUGAAGUUUUAGGGUGAAACUAGAGCGAGGCCUGCUUAAGUGUUGAAUGGAGAGCUAAGCACGACCUUCAUUCAGCGAGUUCGAUCAUCGGUUACCAGUUUAGUUCAUCCUCUUGCAAGGAGAACUCGUCACAGCCGUUUCAUAUGGUUGGCGAUUUUUGGUCUAGAUUUAUUGUUUAGCAUCUUUAUUACAGGUGUUUGUUUUAUUUUUUUAUCCUGACCCUGUCGAAGUUUCGAAGCUGAGACUUAGACUUAGUGUUCACGCGUUCAACUGCUUUCUUGUCGGUGGAUGGUGUCUAGAGUAGUCAACGGCGUGGUGAAUGCAUUCAAAUGUCGAAUUUUAAUAGGUUGCGUUUAACUUGGUGGAGUGAGUGUAAUUAGUACUGGUUCAACCAAUUUCCAUCUCUCCUUUUCAGGUUUCUGGCUCAGUCAAUCAGGUGUUGGUGUCCUAGGUAGUGCAUUGUAGGAACAGAUUCGUUUGCAACUAGACCACUCGAGCUGAGAUUCAUUGAAAUCGGAGCUGUUUGGUAAAAUGGCAUAGGAAGGCUAACAGGGCAAAUUCCGAAAGUGAUUAACUAGAGGCAGCCAUGGGCUUGAUCUCAAGAGAAAUUUCGGUGCCAACUGUUGUAGUGUCUUACUUGACUUUAUUGCUAGCUUAUGGAUUCCUCCUUACAGCGAUCACAUGUUCACGAGCACCCCGGGAGUUGAGCGUGAAUCAAUCUCCUCCCACAGUAAUCUCGCAAAUUAGUAACAAUGAUUCUUCAAAACUAGCUCUUGCACACGGAAGGUCUCUCCUGUCGCUGGAAUCGGAGGAUAAGUUGGAAGGAAUGCCCAAAGUGGGCGUCGAAGUCAGCAUCUCGGAUCCAGUUUCAGCAUUAGACAUUUCGGAGCUAGAUCUUAUUGCCCUACAUGAGAGCCUGCCAAAACUAUACCAUUCACCGAAAGUCUUCACCCUGAGUUACGAGGAGAUGCGGGAACAGCUGCAGAUUUGGGUGUACCCCACUCAAGCAGGAAGCACAAAGUACGAGCAUAAUUACGACGGAGAUGAAGACGUGACGGAGGAGAUCAGUAGCACGGCCGACUUAUUCUUCCGACUUCUGACACGAAGCGAAUUCGUCACAGAGAAAGCCAAACGAGCUCAAUUAUUUCUACUCCCGUUUUCGAUCGACGUUCUGUGGGUCGACCUCGGCCCCACUCAAGUUGCUGAGAAGCUCCGUCGCUACCUCGAGAAGGUGAGAACCAACUACCCCUACUGGGAAUCCUCUCUUGGAGCCGACCAUUUCUAUCUCUCCUGUCAUGCUUUCGAGCACAACAGCAAGCACCGCAACAUACUGGAGUUAGGGAAAAACUCCAUCCAGGCUGCUUGCGCGCCUCUCCGGCACAACCAGAAAUUCUAUCCUCACAAAGACGUAGUAUUCCCACAAUACAAACCCGUCGGGGAGGAGGACGUGCGUCAAGCGAUUCUCGGGAGAAGGAACCGCACAUCUCUGGCUUACUUCAGCGGCUGCCCCGACGUAACGACCCCGCUUUUAUCAGCCUUUCACACCUGGGAAACUGACCCAGACUUCAUUGUAGAAGCGAAUCCCUCCCCGCAUCGCUUAUCCGUGUACCGAAACCUCGCAAGAAGCAGAUUUUGUGUGAGCGUCCUGCCACAUGACACCUUCAGCUUAGUGGACGCUCUUCGCUUUGGUUGCGUCCCCGUUCUGCUCUCCAAGCUCACCUUCCACGACCUGCCGUUCCAGGGAUUCUUAAACUGGGGGCAGUUCGCAGUUGUGCUAGGCAUUGAAGACCUCCCAAACCUGAAACAAAUUCUGGCUAACGUCUCAUCUACAAAGCACCGGGAGAUGCAAUACCUCGGCCACCAGGCGAUCAAGCACCUGGAGUGGAACAAUCCCCCCGUCGCAUACGAUGCCUUUCACAUGACGUUGCUUGAGCUCUGGGUGCGCAGACACAGCAUCAAAUACACACGGCAAGUCGAAGCCAGUUCCUUCGAUGACAGUUAAUAAACUUCUGAUAGACCAUCGAUCUCGUUGGAUAGCCACAGAUGAAAACGAUGAGCGCCAUCACGACCCACACGGAUGCGUGACGAACACAUGGAUUGCUUGGUCACUGCAAUUGGUCGAUCACGAUCGAGUUUGGAUUUGCAUGAGCCACUCAUUCCUGGCUCAUGCACGAUGUUGCCCACUCCAGUGCAGAUCGUGUGUUUGUUUGUGUGUAUAUGUUGUGUCGGUGGAAGAGUGGACAAGAUAUCAACUUGGCGAUGGCAAUCACCCGGAUUUGUGAGCUUUGGCAAUUUUCUGGCAGAAUUAGCAAAGAAGAAGAAGAAGAAGCAACUAACUCUUCUUCCUGUUUAUUUUAAAACACCAAAUUAUAUUAUCAUUAUUGUUAUUAUUUUAAGACCUUUCUCCUC
Physcomitrium patens is the source of this 2785-nucleotide messenger RNA. Its product is annotated as putative glycosyltransferase At5g03795. The record is from RefSeq and is a predicted model, not a curated record. NCBI's taxonomy places the organism in Eukaryota, Viridiplantae, Streptophyta, Bryopsida, Funariales, Funariaceae. Gene Ontology annotation, molecular function: glycosyltransferase activity.